UGUUAAUGGGUGAAGAGUAAAUACAGAGCAUGAUAUAAGUCCUUAAAACUGCUGCUGCCAUAACUCUAUAGCCUAAACCAAAUAAGCAAAAUGACAAACGAGUCUCUUCAUAUCAACAUAGACGAGUGGAUUAAGGAGAAUGAGGCUUCUUUCUUACCACCAGUCUGCAACAAAUUAAUGUUCUUCUAUCAACUAAAUAUCAUGUUUGUUGGUGGUCCAAACAUACGGAAGGAUUACCACAUAGAAGAAGGUGAAGAGUUGUUUUACCAGAUCCGGGGAGACAUGGUCUUAAAAGUUAUUGAGAAUGGCAAACACAAAGAUGUCCACAUCCGUGAAGGAGAGAUGUUUUUGCUGCCAGCACGAGUCCCUCACUCUCCUCAGAGGCAGGCCAAUACAGUGGGACUAGUGGUGGAGAGGAGACGACUGCACUCUGAGACAGACUGUCUCCGGUACUAUGUGGAUAACACCACUGACAUCCUGUUUGAGCGCUGGUUUUACUGUGAGAACCUGGGCACUCAGCUAGUUCCAGUUAUUCAGGAGUUUAUGGCAUCGAAGCAGCACAAGACAGGAAAACCUGACCCAGAUGAUCCAGUCAAGCCAGCACCUUUCCCUCUCAACACAAUGAAUGUGAUGACCCCAUUCUGCUUCAAAGACUGGGUGGAGAAGCAGAAGCCUGCACUGGUCAGCGGACAACCACUGAACAUGUUUGGAUCUCAGUUUGAGACUGAGGUUAUGCUGUAUGGUCCUGGAGAAUCAGAGACAUCCAAAAGGCCUACUGAUGGAUGGAUCUGGCAGCUAGAGGGAUCCUCAAAUGUCACAAUGAAUGGCCAAGACUAUAAUCUCUCUGUGGGCGACUGUCUUUUGGUACUUGAAUCAACAGAGUGUUCCUGUUCAUCCCAAAGGUGUUCAGUGAGGUUGAGAUCAGGUUUCUGUGCAGGCUACAGAAGCAAUUCAAUCUGACUGUCCCUCAUUGGGGGAAUGAACUUCCAUCCUCAAACUGGACAGCAGAAAUCUUCAUAAAAUGUUUAAAGACUCACCUCUUCCUUGAACACUUAACCCCUAACCCCUAAAAUGUACUUGGAAGCUGCUUAUGCUUGGUGUUCAUAUUUUAUACUCAUGAUCUUAACCACUCCAACUCACCCAACUUUAUUAUAGUUGUUGAAUGACAUGAUUUAAGACAAAUAACUGGUUUAACUCAUACUGUUUUUUUUUGUUUUUGUUUUUGUUUUUUUGUGUUUUUUUAACUUCUCCAUAACAAAUUUACAAUUGAAGGUAUAUUUGAAAAAGUACAACUGAAGACUCAGUUUAUUUAACAAAAAAGAAAAACUGUGUUUUUGCUCCCUAACUUUUACAUUUUGCCAUUGGUCUGCUUUCUUCCUUAAUUUUCACUCAAGACCUGUGUCUUACAGACGUAGAAACAACAAAUUUUUAGAAAUAAUGCAGACAAAAAGCAAAAAACAGACAUUUACACUUACUAUUAAUUAGCAAAUUACUUUUUAAUAGCAAAUAAAUUUGCAAAAAUAAAAUAACAAGACAAACUAGUAUGUAAGACAUUUGGAUUAGGAUUUUUAACUAACCACUACCGCAACUCCAAGCAAUUAUGACUGAUGCCCAUAUGUUUCAAUGUCAGUCAUGUUCAUUACUGUUUAAGUGACUGCCAUUAGGUUAUAAGGUUCUGUCACUUCUCUCAUUCAUUAUAUGGAGAACUGUCAGUGAUGAAGAAGUGAUGCAAAGCUUCCAGUAAAGACUCUUUAACUGAUGUUAUAAUGGCCAAACCUAUACAUUAACAUGAAUCACAUUAUUGUGCAAUGUGCCCUUCAAGAGAUUGACUACUCGUAAUACACGCUAAGUUAUGAUGACGUAGGAGAACUUUGUGAUGGUGUAAUGAAAGCCAUGGUAGAUGAUAAGUUUGCUCUGCCUGUUCUUUAUUUUUAUUAUUUGUGAUGCAAGAAAGAGUUAAAUUCUCAUGUAUCAGAGAAGUAUGUUGUCUGUGCACCUGCCAUUAAACGUGUGGAUUACAGACUAUUUGCCUUCAAGGAAAUAACAAGUUAUCUGGGUCAGAGCAUUACAAUGUGUUAAAACUUGCUGUCCAAUAAGUGUUAAUCUUUUCUCCUAUUAAACACUUUUUACUUGAACCUGCCUUAGAAGUCCUCAGAAGCACAGAGUCUCUAAGGACAGCACAAUAAGGCAAUAUGAUAUCUGAUAAUUUGGGUCACUAAAAUAUUGCAUGCCACCAAGAGUGAUGAAUAAUAUACACUUUAUAGGGCAAGCCAGGCUUCCAGUGUAUGAAGCUAUCACUUAUGGCUUACUAUCAUUUGAAAAUCAUGUCUUAACUUGAUUACAUGUCUUUAUUAUUUCCUGUAAGUGGGACCAGCUUGAAACCUCAUCCUGUGCCCUCAUUUACCGAAGAAUUCACUUAUCUCAGCAAAAACCACAAAUGCACAAUAAUCUUUCAAAGCUAAAUUUCAAAACAUUAUUGGAAAUUUAAGCCACAUGAACAAUGAUCUCUUCACUCUGAAGUGGUAAGUCAGGUGUUUCCUCUCACUGAAGGCCGACACGGAGAAAAUGAGGAACUUUUCUGUAACAGCUCUCACUGCCUCACUCUGAUUCAACAUAUAUUGCUUACACAUCUGCACUUCAUUCAAAAUACAGUCAUGCUGUUUCAGCCACUGGUCCUUAUUCUAUAUAUUUUUUCCUCCUCUCUGUAUGGAAGUAAAUUAUGGGUAUUCAUAAAAAUUUCACUGCAUGUCUUACUUUGCAUGGGACCAAUUAAAUUUGAAUCUGACAUAUUUUAUUGUAGUUCUAACAGUAAUAAAUGUUCCUUAUACAAAAAAAAAGAUUUAUUAACCAAACUAAUAAUUUUAGCAUUAAUUAGCCAUUCAAUCGUAUCUUCAGUGUAUACCUAAUGACAUGUUUCUCUGCUAGGAGGGCAGCCACCGCCCAAGGUAUAGCAUACUCCAAGGUCACGAGUCCCAUGAGAUUAUAUUUGAAAUGUGAGUAGUCCCAUGGACAUGCUUCCAACAGCCUGAGCAAGACCCCACAGCUGAACUCCCACAGGUAUAUGAACAAGAUGUAAACAGUCAGUCGGACCAGUAAGUGGAAGUGUCUCUGCUGAAGCCAUGCACUCAAGCUCUCCAUGAAGAACAUAGCCAAGCUAUAGAUAAGGAGCGACCACAAGCUGGUGUUGCCAGGAAGCCUUUGGUCAUGAGUGUAAUACCAAUUCCAGAUAGCAGUAAAUGCCACCUCACACACACAUCCAUGCAGGGCAUAGACAUAGAGGCGAGCGAGAGGAGAGAGGGGUGAGAGCAUCAGAGAGGCUUGCUCAAUAGGAUAAUCAGAGGCUCCCACAUCAACACCAGGAUCUGUUCCAGGAAGAAACAGAGGUGCAUUGUUAGUACAAAUCGAUUUACUUUCAGAAACAUUCUUUACUGAUUAAAAUUUGUUCUCUAUUAACUAGUGGACAAAUAUAUAACAUUGCUUAGUAAUGACGUUUCUGUUUUAAUCAUUUCCAUUCCUAUUGGUGAUUCACAGUUAUAGUCAGCAGUGCUUUUGCCUUUGCAUAUUUCAGAAGUUGGUAAAAAAACAAAGGUCUUCAUGUUCAUCUAAUAAUGGGGUUACCUUUUGGGCAUAUAACUCCCAUAAACGACAUAAUAAAUUUUCUGUGAAGACAGCAUCAGCCUUCACACUAGUAAAACCACAUUCCAGUAAAUGUUUUAGACUAUUUUGAAGUUUUGUUUCUUGACUUCUGUAGUUCCACUGAGUGACAAAUAUCCAUGUGUCAAGAUGAAAAAAACCCCUCUAAAAUCUAAUCAACACACUCCCUUGAAAUGUGGCUUGUUUAAAUGUAUUAUAUUAUGUUAUAAUCAUAUAUCUUAUUAGUUACCUGUUUUUUCCUACAGUUCAAAUGUUGUACAUUAUUUCAUUUCAUAUUAUUUCAUUUUAUAUUUCAUUGCACAUUGUGUUGUCUUUUUGUACUUAUUGUUUCUGCACUGUUUGCACCUAGUUGCACACUUUGCACUUUAUGUGGCUAAGACAAACUUCUGUAAUAGCUCUGUGUUGCUGUUUUUGUGUGUGUGUGUGUUUAAACUUUAUGUUGUAUGUUUAUGUAGCACCAGGUCCUAUAACUUAAUAAAAAUGACAGGCCAACGUUAUAAGGAUAUAUUUAUACAUGUUUAGAUAACGAUGGUUUUUGACACGUAUUGAAGAGAAUAUCAUCCCAUUAUAAUAUUCUUAACCCAAACAUUUUCAGUUAUUUUACUAAUUACUCUACCCGGUUACACAGUUCACUUCAACAAUUGCCACUUGACACAAAUUCAACACGAUGAGUUUAUUAUGUGUCAGUAUUCUUCCACAGGAAGAGCGUGCGAGGCUUUUGACCACUUUAAAGUGACAUGAAUUACAUUUUCAUCUGCGGGGUUACUGACAUCACUGCUUAUUUAUAAUCUCAAAAUCUAUUGGCUUGAGUGAGGAAAGAACAUUAAAAAUAAAAGAAAGAACUGCUGUAUUGUGCAUGUUUUAAUUAAAGCUAAUUAUUAAACACUUUUAUUAAGCCUAUUAACUGCCAUGUUACAUCAUUGUUUUAAUUGUGUAUGUAUUUGCCUUUUCCUUCACAGUAACUAGACAAUCAGAUGCAUCAUCCUUCUCUUGACCAGUGAGACAUGUACAGACUUGGACUUCUAUAGCUGCCAAUUUGAAAAGAUUUUCCUAACUACUUUUAGCAUGUCUUGGUGUAUCUUUAGUAGCAUCAGGGUAGUAACAUCAAAUAUAGCGACUUGUAUGCUAAAUGUCUGAAUGAAAACUAAAAUUAUUUUUAUAUUUUAAAUGAAAUAUGAAUAUAUCUAU
Hemibagrus wyckioides is the source of this 4842-nucleotide messenger RNA. RefSeq names its product 3-hydroxyanthranilate 3,4-dioxygenase (gene haao). Gene Ontology annotation, cellular component: cytoplasm. NCBI's taxonomy places the organism in Eukaryota, Metazoa, Chordata, Actinopteri, Siluriformes, Bagridae. Bases 91 to 960 code for a protein of 289 amino acids. The transcript has 10 exons. Gene Ontology annotation, biological process: quinolinate metabolic process; 'de novo' NAD+ biosynthetic process from L-tryptophan. The record is from RefSeq and is a predicted model, not a curated record. Gene Ontology annotation, molecular function: 3-hydroxyanthranilate 3,4-dioxygenase activity; iron ion binding.